Coturnix japonica (Japanese quail) is the source of this 3172-nucleotide messenger RNA. The record is from RefSeq and is a predicted model, not a curated record. Lineage: Eukaryota; Metazoa; Chordata; Aves; Galliformes; Phasianidae.
CAUAGUUGGGUCCACACUGUCUUUAUGAGUCUCUAAACACAGCAGCAGGAAGGCAAGUAGCAAAGAAGCGGGUAGAAAGUUGGAAAAAAAGGGCAGGAAGAGAAGUAGAUGAAACAAAGCAGAUUUUUCCAGUUGAUAUACAUGUAGUCAGCAAGUUUGCUAUGUAAGGCACUCACCUGUCCCAGGCAAGAUUUUGGAAUGAUUUACCUUUUACCUGUGACAUGAUUCAAGGGCUUGUGCAUGAAAGCUAACAUGAAAGCUCAUUGAUUUUAAAUUUCCAUCACUAUAGAAGAGCUGAAAUGGUUUUGAGUUUGAAUAACUUUUAUUGCAUAAAAAUGCCUCCUUUCCUAAUCUAUUUAUAUUCAUGCUUGUUUUGUGCUCCAAGUUGCAUCUGAGAAUCUGUUUAUCUCUUGAUGUUCAUUUUCCUAAGAGGGUUAUAAAUAGCUUUGUAGUUUUACAAUGUGCCCUUGUGCCUUGUAUCCCUAUGUAAGAAACCCAGGCCCGACAAUGCUGAGAGCAAACUGCUAAAUGCAAUUACUCAUUGUUGGUAAUACAGUCACCAACAGCACAUUAUAAUGAAAGCAACAGCACAGAAUUUUUAAAUAUUAACUUUAAGGAAUCCUUUCUUUUUUUUCUUUGUGUGUGUGUGUGUGCGCUUUAUUUUCUAGGUAAAAGACCUCACGAGUGUGGAAUCUGUAAGAAAGCCUUCAAACACAAACACCAUUUGAUUGAACACAUGCGACUGCAUUCUGGGGAGAAACCCUACCAAUGUGACAAAUGCGGAAAGCGCUUUUCACACUCGGGGUCAUACUCUCAACACAUGAAUCAUCGCUACUCCUAUUGCAAAAGAGAGGCAGAGGAGCGUGACAGCACGGAGCAGGAGGAGGUGGGACAGGAGGUGCUCAGCAGCGAGCACACUGGUGCCAGGGCAUCGCCAUCGCAGAUCGACUCCGAUGAGAGAGAGAGUCUAACCAGGGAAGAAGAGGAAGAUAGUGAAAAAGAGGAAGAGGAGGAGGAGGAAAAGGAGGUAGAAGGACUUCAGGAAGAAAAAGAAUGUAGAAAACUACAAGAUGUAGAGGAGGAAGAAGUAGAAGAAGAAGAAGAAGAAGAGGAAGGGAAAACUGAAGGUAACAAGAACGAUGAUGUUGUAACUCAAGCAAGCAAUGCAGAGCCAGAAGUUAUACAGAGCAAUGGGCAAGUGUCAGAAGAAAAAACAAAUAAAGCUUAAAUGAUAGUUUUUUCUAUAUGGAAAAAAAUAAAUCGGUAAUGAAGAUCGUUCUAUAUUAUACAUGCUUUUCAUGGAAACACGGUAGCCUGCAUACUGUGAUUUCUGUUCACUACUGUGUAAAAAAAUAUAUAUAUAAAAAAAGAAAAAAGAAAAAAAAAAAAGAAAUCCAGGUGUGCCUGAACCUCAAACUUAGUAAUUUUUCACACAGUUUUCAAAGUUAGGAACAAGUUUGUAACAUGAAGCAGAUUAGAAAAAUACAGUGACUCUGGAAGCAAAGGUUUAACAGGUUGUAGGAAACCUGAUUUAUUAGACAAGCAUCUGGCAUUGUUUGUUUUAUCAGUAUUAAUUUUCAUUCUUACGUUGAUUAAUUUUUAAGCUGUACAAUUGGGAGAGAUUUAUAUGAUUUUUUUUGUUUUGUUUUGUUUUGUUUUGUUUUUUUAAUGGCAAAGCAUUUCCUAAAUCCGCUUCAGUAUUUUAUUAUGUUUUUAAAAUGUGAGAACUUCUGCACUACAGAAUUCCCUUUUGCAGAAACCUCUAACAGUGCUUGGCUACCUUUGUAAAUUCAACCUAGAAGGUAGCGGUUAUAACAUUAGAUGUUGUAGUAGAGCAUAUUAUCAUUUAAAGUGUAUUGUUAGCCUUAAGAAAGCAGAUGAUAGAAGAACUAAAGUUUCUUACUCAUGUGGUUAAAAAUGUAGUUGAAAAGAUUGUUGUUGAGUUCUGAUUGCAGGGACUAACAGUGUUGAUACCGGUAAGGACAGCCAAGUCGUCAAAAUCAGUGUUUGUAAUUGUGUUUUGAGUAUGUAGUAACAAUAUGAAGGAUAUGAUAUGAAGCUUUGUAUCUCCUUUGGCCUUAUGCAAGACCUGUGUGCUGUAAGUGCCAUUUAUCAGUAUUACAAAGGCUCUCACCAGCCUUUCUCCAAUGCGUGGCCUACAAUAACUAGCAUUUGUUGAUUUGUAUCAAACUUCUAAUCUAAUCAUGGGGGAAAAAACACUCAGCCAUCAGAGAAGUAAGAACACUGGUAUCUUUCAUUAUUUAAUUAUUUGGUGGUAUUUUUGGUUAAUACCUGACUUGCAGAAUUUCUCUACGAUAAUUACAAGGGAAAUUUUCUAAUCUGCUUUAUUGCUUUAUCGGUUUACUUUAAUUUCAGACACAUACAUGACAUGUUAUCUGGCUCAUAAGUAUUUUCAAAUGUUAGUUAUUAUGGACCCCAUUUAUUAACAAUGUUAGCUGAUUUUUACCUAUCAGUAUUAUUUUAUUUCUUUUAGUUUAUAGAUCUGUGCAACAUUUUGUACUGUAUGUCUCCAAACCUGGCAGUAUUAAUACCCUUCUUACUGACAUAUGUACCUUUUUAGUUUUAGAAAACUUUUAUAUUUAUGUGUCUUAUUUUUAUAUUUCUUUAUUUAUUACACAGUGUAGUGUAUAAUACUGUAGUUUGUAUUAAUACAAUAAUAUAUUUUAGUAUGAAAAUUUGGAAAGUUGAUAAGAUUUAAAGUAGAGAUGCAAUCGGUUCUCUUGCAUUGAGAUUUGAUUUAACAGUGUUAUGUUAACAUUUAUACUUGCCUUGGACUGUAGAACAGAUGAAUUAAAAUGGGAAUGUAUUAAUUUUACAAUUGCAAUCAAUUCAUUUUACCUUUACCCAGUUUUUAAUAUAAAGCUCUUAAAUUUUGAAAUUCACUGUGUGACUAAUAGCAUGAUGCUCUGCAGUUUUAUUAAGAGAUUAGCCUAACCAUAAAACUCUCAUUUCCUUAGUAAGCCAAAUUAGAAUAAUCUUAUAAACAGUGUUGGGAACAACGUUUAACAUUUUUGUGCCAAUUUGUUCCUGUAUUCAUGUAUGUAUGUUACAAACCUGAAACUUCAUUUUUAAGUUCCUUGUUACAUCAUGGUCAUUUUCUAGUUUUUUACCAGACUCCCCAUCUCACAAUAAAAUGCGUCAACAAGUCUGA